Molecule: messenger RNA, 954 nt
Organism: Aspergillus niger
Lineage: Eukaryota; Fungi; Ascomycota; Eurotiomycetes; Eurotiales; Aspergillaceae
Exons: 2
Coding region: 1-954 (317 amino acids)
Cellular component (GO): cytosol
Molecular function (GO): aldose reductase (NADPH) activity
Source: RefSeq, a predicted model, not a curated record
AUGGCUCGCGCUGCAAUGAGCAAACUCUCCUGGGAGAGUCAUGUCCUCCGCCCCGUGCAAAACGCACCUCCUGCCAUCAUUCCCACACUAAUCUACGGUACCGCUUGGAAGAAAGAUCAGACCGCCGAUUUGGUACACCAGGCGCUCGGAGCUGGUUUCCGCGCCGUGGACACUGCUGCCCAACCCAAGCAUUAUCGCGAGGACUUGGUCGGGGAAGGCAUACGCAGGGCCCUCCAGGACGGCUAUGUCCGACGAGAAGAUCUUCAUGUCCAAACCAAAUUUACUUCUGUCAAUGGCCAGAGUCCAGAUAAUAUGCCGUAUGACCCCAAGGCCUCGGUGACCGAUCAGGUCCAUGCGUCUAUCAAGUCGUCGCUGCAUAAUCUCCGGCCGUCGAGCACGGCAGAUAGCGUGAAUGAUGCAUACAUUGACAUGCUCAUCCUGCACUCACCGCUGCCGACGAUGUCUCAGACAUUGGAGGCUUGGUCAGCAGUUGAAAGCUAUGUUCCUCACCAGGUCCGUAACCUGGGUAUAUCCAAUACCACUCUGUCCAUCCUGAAAGAGCUGUUUGCCCAAGCGAAAGUGAAGCCUGCUGUGGUUCAGAACCGAUUCUAUGCCGACACGCAAUACGAUGUUCCCUUGAGGGCCUUUUGCCGGGAAAAUCAGAUCAUCUACCAGAGCUUUUGGACGCUAUCGGCAAACCCUGAAUUGAUUCGCUCGGAUGCCGUUCAGCUGCUUGCCCACGAGGCAGACAUCUCGCCAGCUGCAGCCCUUUACUGUCUUGUUCUAGGACUGGGAUACACUACGGUGUUGGACGGUACGACCAAGCGGCAUCAUAUGGAGGCGGACUUGGCUGCCCUGCAGAAGAUCGAGCGGUUUACAGAGAACCAGCCGGACCUGUGGCAGAGAAUACUGAAACGCUUCCAGCAGUUGACUGGUGACCAGACAGUGGAAUAG